ACGUCCCGCUGGGUAUUUGCGACCGCUAAACUUACGAAUCGAGCGACCGAAACCCGACGUACGAAGCAAUACGAAGAUCGGGGCCUCCGAUCGACGUCAUCCAUCAUGGCCGACUCCGAUGGCGAGUACCAUGACAUGUCUGAUGAUGACUUGCAGGUGACCAACGGUAGAGGCGGCGAUGCGAGAAAAGGUGGAAAGAAGGGGAAAGGCGGCAAUUCCAAGGCGCGAUGGGAGGAGGUCAAGCGAAGUUGGGAGCAAGUCACAGAGGGCGCUGACGGCAGUCUCGCGGUCGGGGCAAGCUUGGAGGCCGAGAAGAGGAGGAGGCUGCUGAGAGACACAACGCCACUGCAGCGCGGCAUUAUCAGACAUCUGGUGCUGGUGCUAGACAUGUCAUUCGCCAUGACCGAGAAGGACAUGCUCCCGAACCGCUAUCGUGUAGCCUGGGCGUACGCGGCCGACUUCGUGAAGGAGUACUUCGAACAGAACCCAAUCUCGCAGCUGGGCAUCGUCGGCAUGCGAGAUGGCGUGGCUCUACGAAUCAGCGAGAUGAGCGGCAAUCCGACAGACCACCUGGAGAAGCUGAAAGAAUUCGAGGGCCAAGAUCCGUCAGGCAACCCAAGUUUGCAGAAUGCGCUUGAGAUGUGUCGCGGUGCCCUUUUCCACGCACCUUCCCACGGCACACGAGAAGUCCUAAUAGUAUUUGGCGCCCUCCUCUCCUCCGACCCGGGCGACAUCCAUACCACAAUAGACUCCCUCAUAUCCGAUAAAAUCCGCGUUACCAUCGUCGGCCUCGCGGCGCAGGUCGCCAUCUGCGGAGAACUAUGCACCCGCACCAACGCCGGCGACGACACGCAGUACAGCGUCUGCAUGAACGAUGCCCACUUCCGCGAUCUCCUCCUCGCCGCCACGACCCCACCCGUUACCCGGACGGCCGCCCAGAGCACCGCUUCUCUGCUCAUGAUGGGCUUCCCCUCGCGCACUCUCGCGCAGGGCGAGACGACAGCCGUAUGCGCCUGCCAUAACAAACCCGCCCGCGAAGGCUAUCUCUGCACGCGAUGCGCUACCCGCGUGUGUCGUCUGCCCAUCGAGUGUCCCGCCUGUAGUUUGACGCUCAUCCUCUCCACCCAUCUCGCGCGCUCAUACCACCAUCUCUUUCCGUUACGGAACUGGAUCGAGGUCACCUGGGCCGCGGCCGCCAAGUCGAAAGCAUGCUAUUCGUGCCUCACCAACUUUCCGGAACCGCCCAAGGCCUCCAAGAAGAAGGACAAGGGCAAGGACCAAGAUGGCGUGACUACGACGACAGGGCCCGUUGCCCCGACCCCGGUGAAAGCGGCAGAGCUGAAGGGGGUUAGUGAAAGCGGACGGUACGCCUGCACGGUGUGUGAUAAUCACUUUUGCAUCGACUGCGACGUCUACGCGCAUGAGGUCAUUCACAACUGCCCUGGAUGCCAAAGUGACACCCGUGGGGCGGCGAUGGAGGUGAUUAACGAGACGAAUGGGGCGCAUGAGCAUCAAACCAAUGGAACGGCUAUGGUGGUGGACUCAUGA
Molecule: messenger RNA, 1548 nt
Organism: Colletotrichum tamarilloi
Lineage: Eukaryota; Fungi; Ascomycota; Sordariomycetes; Glomerellales; Glomerellaceae
Exons: 2
Biological process (GO): DNA-templated transcription; regulation of transcription by RNA polymerase II; nucleotide-excision repair
Cellular component (GO): transcription factor TFIIH holo complex; transcription factor TFIIH core complex
Molecular function (GO): zinc ion binding
Source: RefSeq, a predicted model, not a curated record